This is a messenger RNA of Nematostella vectensis (starlet sea anemone), 470 nucleotides long. RefSeq lists its product as uncharacterized. The transcript has 2 exons. The coding region runs from base 40 to 438 and encodes 132 amino acids. The record is from RefSeq and is a predicted model, not a curated record. Lineage: Eukaryota; Metazoa; Cnidaria; Anthozoa; Actiniaria; Edwardsiidae.
UUGCUUUUACAAUCCCUGUCGCAGAAUACCUCUAGAAGUAUGUUUUGCUCUCAUUGUGGUCGCAAGCUAGGCGAUGAUGGAUCUACGUUUUGUGUUUUCUGCGGAAAAGAACUCUCCAAAGCAGUUGAAAACAAACCAUUUGGUAGACCUGCUUCACAUGUAUCUACAAUAAAAUCAUUCGUUGGUUUUAAGAAGGGAAAAGAUGGCAAGCCGACAAAGAAACAGUUAAAAGACAAGAAUAAACCUGAGGAGGCUAAUGAUGUAAUCAUUAACAUUGGGUUGAAAGUAUUUAGUGAGGAAGAGCUCAAGGAUAAAAGAGGAAAGAAGUUGGCAAUAAAAGUGAACAAGCAUGCAUCCUAUAAGGAAUUGCUCGAACAAGCGAAAUCGAAAUGGGCCGACUUUCAGAGAAACCUGUAUUCCGAAGGUAAUAAUAAAUAAUAAUAAUAAUGUUUUUGGAGCAUUGCACGAUG